AGCAGUGUUGGUAGUGUUGGUGCGGGAGAAGGUUACGCUCCGUGACAGUUGUGGUCACCUCGUCUAGAUCUGCCUUUGAGUGGUGGUGACAAGCUGAUUUAUGUAUAAUAUGAGUUAAGUGGCAAAUGAUGACUAUGAUGACUUUGAUAAUGUCCUGACAUCAUAUAUGAGGGGCCACCAUCAGGUGUGAACUUAAAGGUCAUGCCCCUGGUGUGACCCAGAGGAAAGGGAGAGACUUGAGGAACUUGUGGAGUAGGCCGCCGCCAUGGGACCCGAAGGUUCCGCUUCCUUCUUGCAUAUGGGGGACAUUGUGUCCCUUUAUGCAGAAGGUAGUGUGUCAGGUUUCAUCAGCACUCUUGGACUUGUGGAUGCCCGUUGUGUGGUGAGCCCUGAAGCAGGUGACCUCAGCAACCCCCCGAAGAAAUUUAGGGAUUGCUUGUUCAGCAUCUGCCCCAGCAACCGGUAUUCAGCCCAGAAACAAUUCUGGAAAGCAGCAAAGCAGAGCGGCAAUUCCAGCACAGACCCCAGCUUGCUCAGUCGUCUUCACCAUGCUGCAGAAACAGAGAAGAGACAAAAUGAGGCGGAGAGUAAGAAACUUAUGGGCACAGUUAUCAACUAUGGUAUCACCAUCCAGUUAUUGCACCUCAAGUCCAACAAGUAUCUGACAGUAAACAAGCGGCUUCCAGCACUGCUGGAGAAGAACGCCAUGCGAGUAUACUUGGAUGCUAAUGGGAAUGAAGGGUCGUGGUUUUAUAUCAACCCGUACUACAAGCUCCGUAACCCCGGUGACACUGUAGUGGUUGGGGACAAGGUCAUCCUCAGCCCAGUGAAUGCUGGCCAGCAACUUCAUGUCUCAAGCAUGCAUGAUCUUCGUGAUCAUCCAGGAUGCAAGGAGGUCAAUGUCUUAAAUUCAAACACAUGUUGGAAGAUAUCAUUAUUCUUGGAGCACAAGGAGAAUUUGGAAGGAAUAUUAAAGGGAGGUGAUGUGAUCCGGCUCUUCCAUGCAGAGCAGGAGAAAUUUCUUACCAUGGAUGAAUACAAAAAAAAGCAACACGUUUUCCUGAGGACAACCGGAAGAACCACUGCCACAGCAGCAACUUCCAGCAAAGCAUUGUGGGAAGUUGAGGUUGUACAACACGAUCCAUCUCGGGGUGGAGCAGGUCACUGGAACUCCCUGUUUCGUUUCAAGCACCUUGCCACUGGUCAUUACUUGGCUGCUGAAGUUGACGAUGACCCAACUCCUGAUCCUACUCGAACAAAGCUAAGAGAGCAAAUAUUGAAGCAACAGUCAAUUGACUCUGGGAGUUCGGACGGCCGGAGGAGAAAGACUGGGUAUUGGAGGGGAUCUACAGAUCCUAAUGGAGGUCCUGUCUACCAACUUGUCUCGGUGCCAUUAAGCAACGACAUUGCUUCUAUCUUUGAACUUGAAUCUACUACCCUUAUAAGGGGUGACUCCAUGGUGCCACAGUCUUCCUAUGUAAGGCUACGACACCUGUGCACCUCCACCUGGGUACACUCUACCUCCAUACCUAUUGAUAAGGAGGAGGAUAAGCCUGUUAUGUCUAAGGUUGGGUGUGCUCCAAUCAAAGAAGAUAAGGAAGCUUUUUCGUUAGUUCCGGUUCAUGCCAAAGAAGUAAGAGAUCUAGAUUUUGCUAAUGAUGCUAGUGAAGUCUUGGCCAAGCAUGCAAAGAAGCUAGAAAAAGGAUCUAUCACACAAACUGAAAGACGAUCACUAAUGUUGUUGCUGUUAGAUCUUGUGUAUUUUACUGCUGAGAAAGAGCAUGAGCAAAACAAGAGUGAGCCAUUAGCAUUGGUUCUAGAAGUUACCAAUCCAAAUAGAGAUCGGCAGAAACUCCUUAGGGAACAAAGUAUCUUAAAACAGAUAUUUAAGAUUCUUCAAGCACCAUUCACCGAGACUCAGGGAGGAGAUGGCCCUCUUCUGCGGAUUGAUGAAUUAAAUGAUCCCCGUCAUUCAGCAUACAAGACUAUUUUUCGCCUCUGUUAUAGACUUUUAAGACUUGCUCAACAAGGGUACAGAAAGAACCAGGAACACAUUGCUCAACACUUCGGUUUCAUGCAAAAGCAAAUUGGCAUUGAUAUAUUAGCCGAAGAAACUAUUACUGCCUUGCUUCAUAACAAUCGUAAACUACUUGAGAUCCAUAUUACUGCUACUGAAAUUGAAACAUUUGUUGGACUCGUUAGAAAAAAUAUGCACAAAUGGGACUGGAGAUUCCUGGAUUACCUUAAGGUCUUGUGCAUUUCUAACAACCAAGCCAUCCCACGGACACAAGAACUUAUUUGUAAGAGCGUCUUCAGUGAGAAAAACAAGGAUAUUUUAAUUGAGACAAGAUUGGUCGAAGAGGAUAUAGAAGUAGAAGUUGAUGUUGAAGGUUCUGGGCGUGUGGUGGCCAUUGAACGAGAUGAAGAAGUUGUCCUCACCUGGAAUAAUGGCCAGUGCUCUAAAUCUGUAGUGGAACUAGCCAAUCGUGCUGAGAACCUGAGUGAUUCAGAUGGUGGUGAAGACCGUCUUAUCCUGGAGUACUACAGACACAUGCUGGAUCUCUUCUCCAACAUGUGUCUUGACCGACAAUACCUGGCUAUUAGGCCUCUCUCACCGCUACUCAAGAUCAAUCUCAUGCUCAAAUGCUUGGAAGAGGAAACUCUUUCUUUUGACUUACGAGCUGCCUUCUGCCGCUUAAUGCUGCAUAUGCACGUGGACUGUGAGCCGCAAGAGAUGGUCACACCGGUCAAAUAUGCAAGAUUAUGGUCAGAAAUCCAACCCCACAUGUCUAUUUCAGACUAUGACAAGCAUGCAGCAAUGCACAGUACAGAAGCCGCUGCAACCACAUUCAAGGAUGUUAUUAUUUUUGUGGAAGAAUAUCUUUGUAAUGUGGUUGACAAGAUGUGGAGCUUCUCAGAUUGUGAACAGAAUAAACUCACAUUUGAGGUUGUGAAGCUUGCACGGUAUCUCAUCUACUUUGGAUUCUACAGCUUCAAUGAUCUACUACGGCUGACCAAGACAUUGCUAUCCAUCCUUGACUACUCUUUUGACACAGACUCAAAGUAUUUUCCAAAUAAUCUUCCUCAAGGAACAAUCAGCGAUGAUUCUUGUAAGGAUAGUGAAGCUAAGCUUGACCAGCCAAGUACAGCUUCUAUCUCGGACAUCACGAGUGCUAAUAUUAGUCAUAAUGAAGCUGUUAUUACUCCUAACAUUGAAAUUGCUUCUACUGAGAGUUGUGUUAGCACUAUUGAAGAAGCUUCUAGUAAUUUAAGCCUAAAUGUUUCCAUCACCACUGCUUGUUCCAAAGUUGAGGCCCUUAGUAUGGGUAGUGUGGGCUCUAGUGUUAAAGAAGACACUUGGGUCUCAAGGACCCCUAGUCCAAAAGCUUCUCCAAAACGCUCACCCAGUAGGAAGGUGUCAGACACCAAAGAAGGCACCACAAGGAUGGGUCAUAGACUAGGUGGUGGAGCCAGCCCCAAGAAGAAAGGGGCAGCACUGGAGAAGGAGGACACACUCGUCAUGGAUACCAAACUAAAGAUUAUUGAAAUUCUAGAGUUUAUCCUCAAUGUUCGACUGGACUAUCGUAUCAGCUGUCUCCUGUCAAUAUUCAAGAAGGAGUCAGAUGAAAACCCAAGUUCCCUUACUGGAGAUGGAAUUUCACAAGGAUUGAAAAAUAAAAAUCUUGAAAAUAUAUGGGCCCAGGCUCAAAGUAUUUUUGAUGAAACUCAGGUUGCACUCCAACACCAUCAGAACUCUAUCAUCUGCUUAUCAAGUGGUAUCCUAUCUCCUGAUUCACCACCUAAUGCUACCAACCUCCUCAAGGAGGAGAACUCUAAUCUGGAUCUAGAUGGUGAAGGUGGAAAAAAGUUUCUGCGUGUAUUGCUGCAUUUGACCAUGCACGAGUACCCUCCUCUGGUGUCACGGUCUCUGCAGCUGCUCUUCAGACAUUUCUCACAAAGACAAGAAGUGCUUCAAAACUUUAAGCAGGUUCAACUUUUAGUUCAAGAUGGAGAUGUGGAAUCAUACAAGCAAAUAAAAGAGGAUUUAGAUGAUUUACGCAAUCUUGUAGAGAAGUCUGAACUGUGGGUGUACAAAUCAAGAAGCACAGACGAAGAUGGCGGUGGAAGUAAAAAGAAGAAGAAGAAGAAUAAAGAUGAUGAUGAUGAUGAAACAGAUAGAAAACCCAAAAAGCCUCCUGCCCCUAAGCUGUCUGCUCAAGAUAAACAGGAAUCUGCCAUUGAUUUGGGCCUUGGCCCUCCACUUGAACCUGAGCAAGCAGAUAACUAUAAGCGGAUACAGCAGAUACUUGUGAGAAUGAACAAACUUUGUGUUACACAGUCCAGUCAUGGCAAUCUGUCCCCGAAGAGAAAUGAGCAACGUCUGUUAAGAAAUAUGGGCAUUCAUUCUGUUGUUCUAGAACUCUUACAGAUUCCUUAUGACAAAAAAGAAGAUAAACGUAUGAAUGAGUUGAUCGAACUAGCUCAUCAGUUCCUUCAGAACUUUUGCCUUGGCGAUCGACCAAAUCAAGCUCUCCUCUAUAAAAGUAUUGAUCUCUUCCUCAACCCAGGCCUGCUGGAAGCCAAGACAGUAUGUGCAGUAUUCAAAGAUAACUCUCAGUUGUGUGGUGAAGUGUCAGACCGAGUCAUUCAGCACUUCAUUCACUGUAUUGAGACUCACGGCCGACACGUUCAGUACCUUAAGUUUCUCCAAACCAUAGUCAAAGCAGAGGGACAAUUCCUUCGUCGAAGUCAAGAUAUGGUUAUGCAGGAGUUGGUGAGUGCUGGUGAAGAUGUAUUAGUGUUCUACAAUGAGAGAGCUUCAUUCAACAUGUUCGUUGAUAUGAUGAAGGCCGACCGCAAUAGAAUGGACUUCGAUGACAUCAGUCCACUCAGGUACCACAUAGAACUGGUGAAACUGUUGGCCUGCUGUACUGAAGGAAAGAAUGCUUCUACAGAGAUCAAAUGUCACAGUCUGUUACCUUUGGAUGACAUUGUGGCUAUGGUAGAGCACAAGGAUUGUAUACCUGAGGUAAUGCUGCUUCAGAUGCUGUUGGGGCAUGUGGAAGGGUGUUUGUUGGUUAAAGAAGCUUACAUCAACUUCCUCAACCACUGUUACAUUGACACUGAAGUUGAAAUGAAAGAAAUCUAUAAUUCUCAUCAUAUAUGGAGCUUAUUUGAGAAGUCUUUCCUGGUAGAUAUGGGCCGAGUAGCCACUGCCCCCCCUGACCGAAGACAUGCUGACAAAGCCCUGGAGAACUAUGUGAUCAACUCUCUUAUGACAAUCAUCACAACAUUCUUCAACAGUCCAUUCUCAGAUCAAAGUCAGACUAUUCAGAAAUACCUGGACGAGGCUCGCGACUUCUGGGGACAGCCUUAUGUUCAACAGUACAGUUCAGAAACACGGCAGCCUGUGUUUGUGCAGCUUCUCCAUGCAGUGUACAGAGUCAGCCAAGCAGUCAUGGGGCACCAAAGGGUCAAUGUUGAGAACUGCAUAAAGACACUUACUGAAGUGGCACGCAAACAUAAUAUUUCCAUCCCAGUUGACCUGGAGGCCCAAGUGGUGAGCAUGUCUCAACGAACCACCAGUAUCAUGACACGCACAGCCUCAAAAUGGAGCAAUCGAGCUACACGACGUGAUGCGUCAUCCACCUCACCUUGCAAUGACUUAAUGUUCGAAGAAGAUGACGGAGAUCAGCUUUCUGGACGGAUGGAUCAUCUUGUCAUCGAGCAAGAUUUUAACUCUGUCGUGUCGGUACUAGAGGCAGAGCUCCGCCCAUUGGUUUCAGCCGAACUCUCUGUCUUGGUGGACAUUCUUUAUCAGCCACACAAACUGUUCAGACCUGACAGUGAAGCCAGUAUAAAAUGCAAAAAUGGUGGCUUUAUUUCCAGGCUGAUUCGCCACUGUGAAAAGUUACUUGAAGAGAAAGAUGAAAAAUUAUGUAUUCAGGUUCUGAAAACUUUGAAAGACAUGAUAACAGAUUCAGAAUAUGGAGAAAAGGGGGAGUCAAGUUUUGAAAAAGAAGAACUGGAAAUGGGAGAUGCUCUACGUAAUUUGCUGUUGGCACGAUACUUUGAUCAGUAUCCAUGGUCGAAAAAGGAGACCGCAGAACUCAGAACUAAACCACAAAAUGUUGGACCAGGAGAUGUAGUGCAGCGACGUUCGGGGAAAUCCUUGGCUGAAGUUCAGUGUGAUUUAGCCAAAAAAGGGGCAGCAGUCCUAGUGGUAGACCUUGUGAUGAAAAGUCAAAAUCGACAUCGUAUUUUUGUGGAGGCAGUGGAACUGGGCAUAGCACUCCUGGAGGGCGGCAAUAGAGAAAUUCAAGACAUGCUUUAUAAUAAACUCCGGGAGAGUGACAAGAGUCAAAAUUUUUUUAAGGUUUUUGACAAUAAAAUGGAAGAAGCUCAGCAAGAGAUACGGAACACUGUGACUGUCAACACCUCUGACCUGAGUGCCAAGACCACCGAUGACAAGGAUGGCCAGAAGGAAGGAGAAAAGUUAAAUAAAAAAAAGGGAGGAAAUAGACCAAAUGGAUUAGUGAUGAAUGAUGAGAUUCGUGAAGAGCUGUCUGUUGCUGCAUCGGUUACCUCGCAAGCUUACACAAAUAUUAGAGCUGGCAAUACAGGAGAUGACACCAGUUCCUGUCUAGGCCUUAACACCUUGGAAGAAGUAGGUGAAAACUUUGGAGGUCGAGGCAACAAGGAAUCUCCCACAGAAAAUCCCAAACUAUCUCCUAAGAUUGCUGUGAUGGAACCAGUAUUGCGUUUCCUGCAGCUGCUCUGUGAAAAUCAUAACUUGUUUCUCCAGAAUUUCUUAAGAAAUCAGAAAAGCAAGACAAAUUACAAUCUGAUUAGCAAAACUCUUAUGUUUCUGGACUGUAUAUGUGGGUCUACAACUGGUGGGUUGGGGCUGCUUGGCCUCUACAUCAAUGAACACAAUGUCUCCCUUAUCAAUCAGACUUUAGAGACACUAACUGAGUAUUGUCAAGGUCCCUGCCAUGAAAACCAGAAUUGUAUUGCAACUCACGAAUCAAAUGGGCUGCACAUCAUUACGGCACUUAUUCUCAGCGAUAUCAACCCACUGGCAAAGGCUCGCAUGGACCUUGUUUUAGAAUUGAAGAACAAUGCUUCUAAACUUUUAUUAGCAAUAAUGGAAUCACGAGCUGACUCGGAAAAUGCAGAACGGAUUCUCCAAAGCAUGCAUAUUGACCAACUGCUGGAUAUGGUGUGUAACCUGUACCAUCAGGAGAGUAUGGACGAUGAUGAGUUCUUUGAAGAGGGCUCCCCUGACAGUGAUGAUGGUGUAUCUCCAAAAGAGGUUGGCCACAAUAUCUAUAUAUUGUGCCAUCAACUAGCAAAACAUCAUAAGGGCCUGGAAGAAUUGCUCUCCAAAAGUGGUAAUGAAAAGCUUGGUAAAGCACUUACUCAUUACAGAGAGAAUACUGCACAGAUUGAGAUUGUCCGAAGUGAUCGCACAAUGGAGCAGAUUGUUUUCCCUAUCCCAGAGAUCUGCAAUUACCUUACGAGAGAAACAAAACAGCGUGUUUACCAAACUGCUGAACGAGAUGAACAAGGAACUAAAGUCACCGAUUUCUUUGAGAAGUGUAAUGAUAUGUUUAUAGAAAUGCAGUGGCAAAAAAAAUUGAAAAGUCAAGCAGUAUUGUCUACAAUUAGUAACUAUAUGUCAAUAUGGAGCAGGUUACUCUUCUUGCUGGCAUUAAUGAACAACCUCAUUGUUGCAUUCUUCUAUCCAUAUACUAGUCAUUUGCCAAAUGUCAAUGGUCAUGUGAAUGGCCUCCUUUGGGUGGUUCUUCUGAUUGCUCUUGCCAUUGUUGUUAGUUUCCAACGACGAAUCUUCAUGUAUCUUCUGGGGUCCAUAUCCAUAGUGCGCCUCAUAUUCUCUGUAGGACCAGAACCCACACUCUGGCUCCUGGGUAGUGCUAAUGUGUUAAUUAAAGGCAUCCAUCUUGUGAGUUUGAUGGGUAAUAAAGGAACAUUUGCCAAGAGAUUAGAGCAGCAGGUAACAGAUAGUGAGCUCCUCUACCAUGUCAUCUACCUGGUAUUCUGCGUCCUCGGCCUUUCUGUUCACCCCUUCUGUUACUCAGUUCUGCUGUUUGAUGUGGUGUAUAGAGAAGAAACAUUGUUAAAUGUGAUGAGAUCAGUAACACGCAAUGGCUGGUCCAUCGUCUUGACGGCAGCACUGGCCCUCAUAUUGGUAUACAUGUUCUCCAUCAUUGGUUACAUGUUCUUCAGGAAUGAUUUUGUCGUGGAUGUUACUGACAACGAUAUCGAUUGGGAGAUCAUUCAAAGUCACAUUAACGAGCGAGUUGAAAAUUUUGUCUCGACUGCCUUGUCUACCAGACAAAAGCAAUCAGAAGUAUGUGAGAUUGGGGUAGACUGCACACAAGAUGAUCACCAUUCUUUAGACCUACGAGAGCUUGUUGAUGGGAUUACACACGAGAUGAUGGCUGAAGUGGAGGAUAGUAAAGAAGAAGCCUGCUCAACUCUUCUCAUGUGUAUAGUAACCACCCUCAACCAUGGACUCCGGAGUGGCGGCGGCAUUGGAGACAUUCUCAGGGCUCCAUCAAAUAAAGAAAACUUGUUUGCUCCUCGUGUUAUCUACGAUCUCCUCUUCUUCUUCGUCAUCAUCAUCAUUGUGUUGAACCUCAUCUUUGGUGUCAUUAUUGACACCUUUGCUGAUCUCAGAAGUGAAAAACAAAACUCUGAAGAAAUACUGAAAAACUCUUGCUUUAUAUGUGGAUUAACACGUUCCAGCUUUGACAACAAGGCUGUCAACUUUGAAGAUCACAUUAAGCACGAGCACAACAUGUGGCACUAUCUUUACUUCUAUGUUCAAGUCAACGUCAAGGAUCCUACAGAAUUCACGGGACCUGAGAGUUAUGUCUACACCUUGGUAAAGGAGAAAGACUUAAAUUGGUUCCCACGGAUGAGAGCAAUGUCACUGAGCAUUGGGGAAACAGAAGGUGAAUUGAAUGAAGUACGAUGCCUUAAUGCCAAACUGGAUCGCACCCAAGCUUUAGUUGACAGCCUUGUUUAUCAAUUAACAGAGCUUAAGGAUGAGAUGACAAAGCAACAAAAAUACCGUAAUCGGCGCGGGAUCCUCAGUACGACCAGUAACUACAACAGUCAUCAGUAUGGUCAAUCUGGCAUGGGUAUGGAUACCAUGCACCAGUACCAGUAACUACAACAGUCAUCAGUAUGGUCCAUCUGGCAUGGGUAUGGAUACCAUGCACCAGUACCAGUAACUACAACAGUCAUCAGUAUGGUCCAUCUGGCAUGGGUAUGGAUACCAUGCACCAGUACCAGUAACUACAACAGUCAUCAGUAUGGUCCAUCUGGCAUGGGUAUGGAUACCAUGCACCAGUACCAGUAACUACAACAGUCAUCAGUAUGGUCCAUCUGGCAUGGGUAUGGAUACCAUGCACCAGUACCAGUAACUACAACAGUCAUCAGUAUGGUCCAUCUGGCAUGGGUAUGGAUACCAUGCACCAGUACUGUACCAGUAACUGUAACAGUCAUCAGUAACUAUACCCAUCUAGUGUGGGGUAUGAAUGUCAUGUACCAGUAAUAUUUAACAAGUCUGUCCUUAGAUGAAAUUUAUAUAUUACAUUGAGUAUAUUUUUUACGUUAAAUUAGGAAAAAUUGUUAUCCUGUUAAAUGUCUUCCAGAAAUCUUUCAAGAGUAAUUUAUUUUCAAAAUUAUAUUACUCUACAUCUGUGAGCUCAAGUUAUGAAAUUUUAGGAUCCUUCAUAUCACCUAUAAUGUCAUGUUUCUCCCAGGAUGCUACAGUAUUAUGCAUUUUUUGUGUAAUUCUUGUGGAGAAAAUUAAAAGUAUAUUUCCAAACAGACAUGUACAAAAUAAUUAAGUAAUUGGAAAUAAUUUCAAAGGUAAUAAUUAUAAAAAAUCAAGCCUUGCCAAAUGCUAAAUCCUUGCACUGCUAAAUAUAAUUUGACUAUGAGGUCCUGAGGGAAAUACCAGAGUGUAAAGUGUGUCACACAUUUUAUUGUUUAAUGCUAAUAAAUACACAAAUUUACUGUUGGCAUUUGGUUAUAGUAUAAAUGAUUGAUUUUCCUAUUCACUUCAUUUAUCAUUUAUGUUCAUAGCUCUGUUGCGAGGUACAUACAGUACUGUACUCUACGUUUGUCUUCACACACUCGUUUAUAUAAUGUUUUAUGUGCUUGAUGAAAAAAAUAGGGAGAGAAUUAUUAGAGAAAAUAUACACAGUAAAAUUUCUAGUCCUUUUUCAUUACAUGGAACUUUAGAAAAAUGUUGUUUGAUUACUUGUAGUUCUGUAUUUAUAUGUAAUAUCCAGUGGCAUCUGAUAGUUGUUAAAAGCAAGUGCAAUGGUAACACCAGAUGUAUGUCUUGGGUCUGCUGUUUACUUUUUUGUUAUAAAUAUGAAGCUGCCACAUAUGUACUGUUAUAUUGUUAAUUUACAAUCAUAUUCUGUACCAGUAAAGCUCACUUGGAUAUCUAUUAGCUUUGGUCAAAUUUUAAUUCUUUUAAUGAGUGUUAUUUAUAGAAUUUCAUAAAGUAGUUCCUCCAAAUAUAGCUAUUAAUUUGGUUGUGUGUGUCUUUGAAUACACUUAAACCUUUAUGUUGGUGAGAGAGAGAGAGGCACGUGGGCCGCGUGUGUGUGUGGUAAACACUCGCCACAUUAUGUAUAUCAUCGCUGUGGGUGCUUCUCUACCAUCAGGCUACUGCAGUAAUGUUCUAUCAUUAAAUCUUACAUUCCACAUUUGGAUUUUAUCAUAGUUUUUAUUUAAAAGAUAUAACAACUGUUGCAUUCUUUACUUUUGUCUUAAACAUUACUAUACAUUAUGUAAUGUUUUGCUACAAGUACUUUGAAGCUUACACUACAUAAACAUUCCUGGAAGUAAAUUUAAUCAGCAUUCAUAUGCUUAUUUGUGCAUUCCAAGUUUGUGUUUUUCACAACUGAUUAUAAAGCUUUCUCAUGUGUUUUGAAAUAACUGUUCAAUUAAAUUAAUAAUAUUUAAAAAUUCAUAUAAAAUGGCUUCAAAAGGUUCACGUAUUUUAUUAUGUGUAAUAAUAUUAUUAAAAUUGUGAAGGCGUAAAUGGGUAUUUUAGCUUGUGUUUGAUGUGAGUGGUCACUUGGAGUGUGUGCAGCCUCUAGCACCUUUAUUAUUGAAGUGUUGUUAAUCUGGAUUUAAUGUGUUAUUUACAUAUUAUAAAUCUCUUGACACCUGUAUGAUGCUACUCACUUAUUUUGGAAUAUAUUUGUAAAAUUUUGCAUUAAGAUGUUUUUUAAAAUAAAUUUGUACUGCAUUUACUAUACAGUAUAUAUACAUACAGUAUAUGUAUGUUUUAUUUAUAAUUAAAAUUUGCCAUACAAUAAUUUAUGCAUAAUAUGUGAAGAAUGUGAUUUACCAGAACUGUACGUAUAGAUAUCAUUAUAGGAGACUGUGUAUAUAGUAUUUAUCUAUCAGUAAAGUGUCAACAUUUAAUAGUGGGAUGUCACCUAACUUUGAGGACAUCAGGAUUAUUAUUUUUAAUAAUUUCAAUGAAUUUGGAAAGGCAAUUAUUAUAUUUGAGUGUGAUGAGUAAGAUGUAUUUUCAGCUUUGCCGUGUCUGUGGCAACGAAACCAAAACAUGAAUACUUUCCUUUGAAGAUAUAGAUACUUUAGACUAAACAUUACAAAAUAGUUUGCUUAGUAUUGAAAUUAAAGGAAAUUUGAUAAAUAUCUCAUAAAAAAAUUAUAAAAUAUUUUACUAAUUUAUAUUUUGCAAAAUGUAAAUCGCUGUUAAAUGACUAUUAAUAAGGAUCUAUAAAAAAAAAGAGUUUAUAAACCAUGUAAAAGUAAUUAUCAAUAGAAGGCACCAAGCCGGGAAGGCUGUGUAGCAAAACCAUGUAAAAGAUUUAAAUUAAAAAGUGCAAAUAUUUAUGGUAGAAAUGUUAAAUACUCUUUGUAUGCUUGGGUUAUAGGUCAAGGCAACAAAUAUUUUACUGUUCCAACCACUUCAUUAUUUGUCAAUGUUUUUUUUAAUAUAGUUCGUUUACAAAAAAUGAAAGACUUGUCAUGCUUCUUACCAAACAGAAAGUGUCAAACUUUAUUCCUUCAAUGCUAAACAAUUAUCUUUAUGGCAUAACUGCAUGGUAUUUAAUCUCAUAGCAUGUAGGUUCAAUGUAUUUAACAUGUAUAUAGUACUAUGACAUUUUGACAUAACAUUUGCAUAAAUAAUGAAGCAUACAUGGAAGUAAAUAUCAAAGCUAUAUACAUUUUGCAAUUUAUGUAUUCCUUCAGAUAUUUGACUUGUGUAUCAACAUUCUGAAUUUUAUAUUUAUAAAUUGUUAAAAUCAAAUUAUAGUACUGUAGGCCUAUUUAGAUUUAUGUAUAUGAACUCUGAAGCAAAUAGGACUGGAUUGCUUAGUUACAGCGAAGGUUUCUGUGAACGUUGUGUGUGUUCUAAGAAACUUGAGGCAAACACUACAGUCUGUUAUUGUUAUUCUUAAAACAUUAUCUGAAAGUUGAAUUUUUGUCAGUGUUGUGCUACAUGUGUUCUUUGACCAAUGUUAGUUUUACUGAGUUUCCUGUUAAUUUAUCCUUAAACAAUGUGUGUUCUAGAACCAUAAUUGCAUAUUGCAGAUAAGUAGAAAUAACACCAGUAAUUGUUAGGGUAUUUGUUUUGACAAAUGUUUACGUUCUCAGUCCUAUGCCACUACUUUGUGUAUAUCCUAACAAUGAAGUUAUGAAAAUAAAAUCUCACAGCAGCCUGUUUUAUUA
Procambarus clarkii (red swamp crayfish) is the source of this 12762-nucleotide messenger RNA. The record is from RefSeq and is a predicted model, not a curated record. Lineage: Eukaryota; Metazoa; Arthropoda; Malacostraca; Decapoda; Cambaridae.